AUGGAAGAACAAAAUGAAGAAAUCGAAAAAACCGUUGAAGAGAAUGAAGAAAUAAGUGAAGAUGUUUAUGAAGAAUUAUUUUUAUUUGCAAGUAGUGAUAAUGAGGUUGUAAAAAAAGAGAGUUUAAGAAUAAUAUUAAGUUUAUUAGAAGAAAAAGAAUUUGUUGAUCAUAUAAUAAAAAAUAAUAAAAAAUAUUUAAAAACCUUAAUAUCAAGUUUGAAUUCAAGAUGUAAAUUAUUGACCCUCGAAUGUUUGUUAAAUUUAUCAGCACAAUUACCAAAGGAACUUACUGAGAGAAACUUGAUUGAGAUAUUAUUUGAUAUGAUGAAAGAAGAAGAAAAAAUAGAAGAAAAUUGUAUUGAUUUAUAUAUUAUGAUAAUAUCCAAUUUGACACGAUGUAAAGAAGGUGUUUAUAAAGUAUUAGAUAUAAAUGAUGAUAGUAAUAUAAAUAUUAAAGAAGAUAAUUUUAAGGUGAGUUUUUUUCUUAAUAAGUUAUUAUAUUUUUUUUUCUUACCUAUAAAGCCAUCAAUAAAUAAAAACUUAAGUGAUAAAUAUAUAUAUGUUUCUCAUGUAUUAAUAAAUAUAAGUUCAAUAAAAGAAAGUAUUGUAUUUUUUAAAAAUGUAGCUUUUCUAAAUAAAAUAAGUGAUCAAAUUUUAAAUGUAGAAAGAUUUAGAGCUAUAUUACCAUUUAUUAUAAACUUAUGUUUGAAUGAAGCUAUACAUGUAUAUAUUUUUCAUGAUGAUUGUUAUUUAUUUCCAUAUGUCCUUUCUUAUUUAUAUACCAAUGAAUAUAAUAUAACAAAAAAUGCAUCAUAUAAUAAUACAAAUAAUAAUGAAGAUUUUAAUACACAAAAUAUACACCACAUUAUUAUGAACAAGUCAUCUAUAUUAGUACCUUGUUCGAUUAUAAAAAGUAGAAUCUUAAUUAUCUUAUUUUAUCUUUGUAACAGAGAUUAUUCACGAGAGAAACUUCUUAGUUAUGGAAUUUCUGACAUAUUAAAAAAUUGGAAGUCAUGUGAAAAAAAUGCAGAGUUCAUAGAUGAUAUAGAAAAUGUAACAAACAAAUUAAUCGAGGCAUCAAACCCUGGAGAGCCAAUAGCUACAUGA
Plasmodium adleri (nom. inval.) is the source of this 1107-nucleotide messenger RNA. RefSeq names its product conserved Plasmodium protein, unknown function. Bases 1 to 1107 code for a protein of 368 amino acids. The transcript has 4 exons. The record is from RefSeq and is a predicted model, not a curated record. Lineage: Eukaryota; Apicomplexa; Aconoidasida; Haemosporida; Plasmodiidae.